AUGAAGGAUUUGAAUGUUAUUAAUAAGCUUUUAUCAUCAAAUAAUGAAAUGAAUAAAAAAAAUAAUGAUAGUGAUAAUUGUAUUGUGGUAGAAGAUGAAAUAGAUCAAAAUAAUGGUGAAGGAGUGUUGGAAGAAAGGAGAGAAAAAGAUGAAGUUGAUGAUUAUAUUUUGAAUGAAAAUAAUACAAAUGAUGAUAAUAAUUAUAAUUAUCAUGAGGAUAAUGAGGGUGAUUAUGAGGAGGAUUAUGAUAAUGAUGAAGAAUACUAUGAUGAUGAAUAUAAAUUUGAAAAUGUUCAAAGAAAAGAAAUAUUUUUAAAUAUUGAUAAAAUUGGUUUUUAUGAACUAGUCUUAAAACAACUUUUAGAUGACAACCUAAUAGAAUCAUAUAAUAUGAUGAGGGCAGAGUUAAAUAAUUUGGAAGAAAAUAAAAAUGUAAAAGGUGAUUUUCUUUUUAACAUGUAUUUAAAAAGUGAUAAAUUAAAUUUUUUCCAAUUUCUUAAAAGGGAAAAAUAUUAUAAAAAAGAUAAAAACGUGGAUGAUGAAGAAAUCAAAAGGGAAGAUAAGGAAAAGGUUAAGAAGGAAGAAAAAGAAAAGGAUGAACAAGAAGACGAUGAAAAAAAAUAUAAUAAUGAUGAAAAUGAUGAUAAUAAUAUUGAUAAUAUUAACAAUAAUGACAAUAUUAACAAUAAUGACAAUAAUGACAAUUAUAACAAUAAUAACAAUAAUAACAAUUAUAACAAUUAUAACAAUAAUGAUAAUAAUAGUGAUGAGGAACAAUAUCACAUUGAUAAUGUAUCGAAUGAUGAUCCCAAUAUAUUAAAAAAAUUAAUAGAUAACAACCUUCUAAAGAAAAAACUAAAAAUGUAUAAUAAUAACAAUUUUAUAUUAAAUUACGAUGUUAAUAGCGAAAGAGUAAGAAGGACCUUUUCUUAUGAAGUAAAUGAUCAAAUUGAAUUAAUACACAAAAACAAAUGUUUAUGUUGUGAUAUAAAUUAUAAUAAUACCAUAUUAUGUUCAGGUGGUUCAGAUAACAUAGUAAAGAUAUCAAAAAUGUAUGAUAUAAAAAAUAAAAAAAAAAUUUAUAAUAUUGAUAAGCAUAAAGGAAAAGUGAAUUGUAUAAAUUUCCAUCCAUUUAAAAAUAUAUUAUUUUCUGGAAGUGAUGAUUGUACAAUACAAAUAAUAGAUGUAAAUAAAAUAUUUAAGAUGAAAAAACAAAAUUAUUAUAUACGUAAAGAAUUUGAAGAAUCAUAUCAAAAUAUAUCUAUUCAAGAUAAAAAUCCAUAUAUAUCUUUGUAUGUACAUCCAUGUGGCGAUUUUUUAUAUGCUAGUAAUAAAAAUGAAAACAUAUUAAAAAUGUAUGAUUUAGAAACAUUAACUUGUUUUACAUCAAUAGAUACAUAUAAAUAUCAUACAUCACAAAUUAAUGAUAUCCAUGGUACUAUAGAUGGUACAAUGUAUUCAUCUGUUAGUGAUGAUGGUCAUAUUAAAAUUUGGGAUGGUCAUAAUUCAAAAUUAGUACAUACACAAUUUAAUGCUCAUAAUGGAUAUUCAAUUGAAUCAGUUAAAUUUAAUAAAUCAGGAUUUUAUAUGUUAACAGCAGGAUUAGAUGGACAAAGUAAAAUUUGGGAUUUAAGAAAUUUCAAAUCCUUAUUUACUUUUGGUAAUGGUUUAUCAUGUUCAUCUAAUAAAAGUAUAUUUAUGAACAAUGAAUAUUUUAUAGCUAAUAUAAUUCAACCCAAUGAAUAUUUUAAAUCUCAAUUAUAUAUAUAUAAUGCUUAUUUUGGAAAUAUGGAAUAUAAUAUACAAAAUAUACAUAAUGAUAAAAUAUCUGACAUAACAAAUGCAACAGGUUUAUUGAGUGUGUAUACAACAGGAUAUGAUUGUUUAUGUAAACAUAUUCAAAUUGAGCAAAAAUAUUUGUCAACACUUAAUUAG
Molecule: messenger RNA, 1935 nt
Organism: Plasmodium adleri (nom. inval.)
Lineage: Eukaryota; Apicomplexa; Aconoidasida; Haemosporida; Plasmodiidae
Product: cleavage stimulation factor subunit 1, putative
Exons: 1
Coding region: 1-1935 (644 amino acids)
Biological process (GO): mRNA 3'-end processing
Cellular component (GO): mRNA cleavage stimulating factor complex
Molecular function (GO): protein binding; RNA binding
Source: RefSeq, a predicted model, not a curated record